UUUGUUUCAAGCCGUUUUUCUCUCGACUGUAGGAAAAAGUCGCCAGGACAAGUAGAUUAAACAAAGCAAACACAUCCAUCCCGUGCGCUCUUACGUCCGUACUUAGACUUUCAAGCAAUCACUCACUCCAGUCGACCAGUAAGUACGGAUUAGAUUAUGGACAGGAUAGCUCCCUCACUCAUCACUCAACCAUUCAAAUCCCAUUUCGUGUGUGCGAGCCAGAGCUUUCAUCCACUGCUGCGGCAAACAACGAACGACCAUCCCUGUCGAUGUCUCUCCGUUUUGCUUUGAUCUUAUCUCCAUCCCCCGUGCCGUGGAUCACUCAUAGCUAAGUUUUCAUGUCGAGUUGUUCAUCGUGUUUGGAGUUUUAAUCCGGAAACCGGUCAAUAGGGGCCGAUCCGAUCGGAUCGGAUCACUUGGGUUGGUUGGCAUCGCCGGGAGAAACCGACCCACGAACCGAAUUCCCACUUUUUAAAGCGCCCACACAGAGAUCUUUGAGACGCACUCUGUCUUGUCUGCCAAAGAAGCCCUCUUUGGAUGCAUGACCGAUGAACCGAUUCCCAGGGGGGGGCUUGUCCCUUUUUCCGCUUCUCUUUUCUCGCAUUCCAUUGUCAAAAAGGGGCUCUUUUGUUGCGAGACAAUGCAGCGUCUGGGCGGCAUUGCAGUGCAUGGUACCAUGUAAAAGCAUUUGCCGGCUCCAGGGUUUUUAAAGGAGGGCCAAGAAAACUAGCAAAGAAAGAGCGCGCUCCCAAAAGAGAGAGAAAAAGAGAAAAAAAAAAAAAGAGAAGAAAGCAAAUUAAAAUAAAGGAAAGAGAGAGCAGCUCUCUCGCCAAAUGCCUUGAUAGGCAUUUAGCUUGCGAGCGAGCUCUCGGCUAUGGAUCUGGGCUCUCUAGUCUUCUUCUCCCACCCCUUGUUCUAAAUCUACCAUACGUUGCUGGCAAUGUCUUACUACUCCUCCUCCUCGAGCUUUGGAGCCGCGGAUUCGAUGCCCAAGAGCGCCCAGCAGCAGCUGGAAUCACUCCCCGAUCCCAGCGAUCGCGACCAGGACGACGAUUUCGUGGCCGGGCUGGUGGAGCAAAUGGCGCACUCGAUGCUGGACGAGGAAGAGUGCGGCGGGGACGAAGGGUACCCCGCCACUACUGCCGCCGCAACACCGCUGUGGCCGCCGCUCCACGAAACUCAGCGGAGAAGCGGGUGGAGCUCCACGAAAUCCAGCCCCAGCCCCGCGGUAUCGCCGCCGACGCCGCUCCACCACUUCGGUCACGAAUCCGAGCUGCCGCCGCCGCGCGGCAGCGAUGCGUGGGAGCUGCUCCAUCUGGCGGCGCAGGAAGUGAUGCGUCUCAAGAUGGGCGGCGGCGGCGGCGGCGGAGAGGUUCCUUGUUCUUCUUCGUGUUCUUUCUCUUCUUGUUCUUCUUCUUCCUCUGCCGGCUCUUGCUCCUCGCCCCCAUCUUCGUCGAGUUCCUUGUUUUCUCGCGACGAGAUCCGAGCUUACAACCGAGCCGCGUCAAUGUACCACUCGAUCGGCACCGCCAAGAACAGUGGCAUCGUCGAGUGCUGUGGAAGCAAGCCUGUUGGUUGUGCGUUUGGGCAGCAGCAACUUGACUGGAAGCAGCAGCAGCAGCAGCGAAGUACUCAGCGCCAUUACCAGAAUGCUUUGAAUCCAGCAGCUGGGAUCGUUCCAGUCGCCUGGAACAGGCGAGCUCGAUCACCUCGAUCUCUCCAGCAGCAGCAGCAGCAAGCUCGACAUAUCGCGAGCAGCCGGAACUUGCAUCAAACUUCUUCCACUCGAUCAUCAAACAUCCACCACUCGGCUGGAUCAUCGCUCUUCUCGUCACAAUGGCCAGCGGCAUCCAGCGUAAAGUCUCACACCACCGCCACCACCGCUAAUGGCGGCACUGGAAUGCGAGCCGUGUUCUUGAGAGGCCCCGGAUUCGGAAGCAGCACCUCCAACGGGACGGGAGUGUUUCUCCCGCAAGCCACCGCUCCCACUGCCAGCAGCAAUCGCGAUCCACAAAAACGAAAGCCACCUUGCUCCACGGUGCUACUCCCUUCCCGGAUAGUCGAAGUUCUCAACCUCAACGUCGAUGAUCUGGAGUGCCAACCGCAUCCAUCGCUUGGUACUACUGAUCACUCGAGCAGCGAUGAUUAUCUGAGCGUCCAUCUCUCCAAAUCCUACUCGGCGUGCUCUCCAACGCGGUGGCACUCCACUGCGGAGCACGCUCUCCCAACGGAGUGGACUUACUGAGCUAGCGAGCUCGAGCUAGCGCAUCACAGCCGUCCAUCCAGAGGCCAUCCUCACCGGAGCCGUCCGAUCCCUCGUCAUGUGGAUAGAAAUAAGUACCAGGGUCUCUUCUCACUUUCAUACAAACUCUAUGAUAGCUUGUAAGAUUUUUUGAAUAAAACAUAGUCCUUUGAGUA
This is a messenger RNA of Selaginella moellendorffii, 2418 nucleotides long. RefSeq lists its product as uncharacterized. Lineage: Eukaryota; Viridiplantae; Streptophyta; Lycopodiopsida; Selaginellales; Selaginellaceae. The transcript has 5 exons. The coding region runs from base 941 to 2245 and encodes 434 amino acids. The record is from RefSeq and is a predicted model, not a curated record.